Messenger RNA from Gastrolobium bilobum, 573 nucleotides. Its product is annotated as subtilisin-like protease SBT3.17. The transcript is spliced from 3 exons. NCBI's taxonomy places the organism in Eukaryota, Viridiplantae, Streptophyta, Magnoliopsida, Fabales, Fabaceae. The coding region runs from base 47 to 406 and encodes 119 amino acids. The record is from RefSeq and is a predicted model, not a curated record.
UUGAUAUUUUGUUUGGGUUAGCGUUAUAAAGAGCACAAAAAUAAAGAUGGCGACGCGUAUUCUCAACCUCGCGGUGUGUGUAGUUUUCCUCGUAAUCUUCGCAAUGGCGGAUUCAUCUUCUCCUUCUCCUGCUGCUGCUUCUGCCUCACCGGCGGUUCACAUCGUUUACACCGAGAAACCACAGAACGAGGAGCCUGAGGCCUACCACAUCCGAACCCUCUCCGCCGUCCUGGGCAGCGAGGAGGCUGCAAAGGCUGCUUUGCUCUACAGUUACAAGUCUGCUGCGAGUGGAUUCUCUGCUAAGCUUACUCCUGAUCAGGUUGCUGAAAUUUCAAAGCAACCUGGUGUUCUUCAAGUUGUUCCGAGCAGGACACUUCAGCUCCAUUCCGGCCCCAAUCUGCAUUAGUGGAGGAAUUUCAAUGUUACUCCAAAGAUGUAAUGGUUCCAAACAGUUAUAUCCACCAUGUAUAAACUAGUUUGACUAGCUCAUGCUUAUAUAAAUAAGAAGUUGGAUGUAUCAUGGAUACGAUAUUUGCCAACAUUUGUUUUAAAUGUUUGUGAUUGUCUGACUUA